Drosophila busckii is the source of this 2261-nucleotide messenger RNA. Its product is annotated as major facilitator superfamily domain-containing protein 1. Gene Ontology annotation, cellular component: lysosome. Gene Ontology annotation, molecular function: transmembrane transporter activity. NCBI's taxonomy places the organism in Eukaryota, Metazoa, Arthropoda, Insecta, Diptera, Drosophilidae. Gene Ontology annotation, biological process: transmembrane transport. The transcript is spliced from 7 exons. The coding region runs from base 390 to 1841 and encodes 483 amino acids. The record is from RefSeq and is a predicted model, not a curated record.
CUAAAAUAACAAAUAUGCAGUUCGGUUUUUCCGCUUGCGGAAAACAGAUUAACUACUCAAGCUGAAUACUUCGCUUCACCCACGCUACGCCAAUUACCGUUGCUUUUAGUGCGCCUGCACUUGCAUUGAAAUAAUCAAUAAAUCUACAACAAAACAACAACAAAGCUUUCAUGAUGUGGCCCAGUGAUAAGCAACAACAAUAAAGCGCGCAGCCACAGGCUGCCCAAAGAAGCACAAAAACAUCCCAAGUCAUAGCCCAAGUCAACACACACACAAAAACAUACUACCCACACCUCACACGCACACCCACACAUAUUUACACAUACACGUACAUAUAGAACUUGCAUUUGACAUUUGGCAAAUUGACUUUUGACUUUGUGUUGAGAAUAAUGUCACGACAGGAGCGUCAACCAAUUGUGGAGGUUUCCAGCAGCAGCGGCGAUGAUGAGGCCAAGCCCGUGGUACGUCGUCGCAGCACACGGGAUACGGAGAUGGCCGCUGUGCCAGAAUCGCGUAAGAUGAGCUGCUGUGAUCCCAGCAGCAUGCCGCAUCGUUUUCUCGCCUUGUUAUUUAUGUGCCUGCUGGGCUUUGGUUCCUAUUUUUGCUAUGAUAAUCCGGGCGCUCUGCAGGAUGUGUUCCAGAAGGAGCUGCAUUUGAAUGCCACCGAGUUUACAUUCAUUUAUAGCAUUUACUCCUGGCCCAACAUAGUGCUUUGUUUUGUUGGCGGCUUUCUCAUCGAUCGUGUCUUUGGCAUACGUCUAGGCACUAUUAUUUAUAUGUUAAUAGUGCUGGUGGGUCAAUUGAUCUUUGCCACUGGCGGCUUGAUGGGAAAAUUCUGGUUGAUGAUACUGGGUCGCUUUGUAUUUGGCAUUGGCGCAGAAUCCUUGGCAGUGGCUCAGAACAGUUAUGCGGUGUUGUGGUUCAAAGGCAAGGAGCUGAACAUGGUGUUCGGACUGCAGCUAUCGGUGGCACGUUUUGGCAGCACAGUCAAUUUUUGGAGCAUGCAACCGUUAUACGACUAUGUAACCAAAUUCUAUGAGGGCUACACUGGUUUGGGCGUCACUUUGUUCCUGGCCGCCGGCACUUGUGUCAUGUCGCUAAUCUGCACGCUGAUAUUAGGCUGGAUGGACAAGCGCGCUGAGCGCAUACUCAAGCGCAAUAAUAAUCCAGGCGGUGAAAUAGCCAAACUAAGCGAUAUAGUCUCCUUCAAGCUGGACUUUUGGAUGGUUUCUGUUGUCUGCGUUGCUUACUAUGUGGCCAUAUUUCCAUUUGUUGCCUUGGGUCAGGCAUUUUUCAUCUCCAAUUUUCAAAUGACACCUGAUCAGGCCAACAAUGUCAAUUCAAUUGUGUAUUUGAUCUCGGCCAUAGCCUCGCCAUUGUUUGGUUUUGUCAUUGAUCGAGUGGGACGGAAUGUGACUUGGGUAUUUGUGGCUACAAUUGCAACGCUGGUGGCUCAUGUGCUGCUUACCUUUAGUCAUCUUAAUCCCUAUAUUGGCAUGACUGUUAUGGGCAUGUCCUAUUCAAUGCUGGCUGCCAGUCUAUGGCCUUUGGUAGCGCUCAUUGUGCCGGAAUAUCAGCUGGGCACAGCUUAUGGAUUCUGCCAAUCUGUGCAAAACUUGGGUCUCGCUGUGGUUACCAUAGUGGCUGGCAUGAUAGUCGACAGCAGCGGCGGCAGUCACUUCUGGCUGCAGCUCUUCUUCAUGCUGUUCCUCAUGAUUUCGCUCUUGGCUACCUGCGCUAUCUGGGCCUACGAUCGCAAGCAUCAGGGCAAUCUGAAUAUGACACCGGCUCAGCGGGCUACGUAUCACACAUCCAUGUACGUGAAUAUUGAGUCUAGUUGAUCGUACUAUUGAUGUUGUUCAUGUAUUGGUGUUAAUGAUUGUCUCAACCCAACGCGGCACUACGGAUCGGCGGCCUCUAUUGGGCAACUAAGUCUAUAUGCAUAUAUGUAAUAUUUAUUAUAUGAUAACCAAUGUGAUGUUUGCAUCUCUCCUAGAUCUAACUAUAUUUGUGACCCACACUCUCUUGUUGUUGUUUAACUUUGGUGCAUAUCCUAAAAAUAUCCGCAAAGGUUUACUCUUGUUUAUGCUUAAAUAUUGUAUUGGAAACUUUACAUAUCAAAAAACCAGAAAUUAUUAUUAUUAUGAUUGUAAACUUUUGUGUUGUAUAAAUUAUGUGCCAGUUGCCAAAGAUAAAUGUUAUAAAUAAUAUACACAUAACUAGACCUGAAAUGCAAAACUAAAAUAAAUUUCAAUUCAAAA